AUGGUGCGGUUCAAGAACAGGUACGUGCUCUGCGAGGUGGUCUCGGAGGACCCGCGGUGCCGGCAGUGCAUCGAGGACCGCGCGCUGGGCCUCGCCGUCAGAGACGCCAUCGCACGGGUGCACGGGGACUACGGCCUGGCGUGCUGCUCCAUCUCCUUCACAGUGAAGUACCUGAACGCCUACACCGGGACGGUGCUGCUGCGGUGCCGCAAGGACUCGUACCGGCUGCUCUGCUCCGCGCUGCCCUUCGUGCGCUACCUGGAGAGCCGCGCCCAGCGCUACCCCUGCUUCCUCAACACCCUGCACGUCGGAGGUACCAUAAGAACGUGUCAGAAAUUUCUGAUUCAGUAUAACAGAACACAGCUGCUGAGGUUGUUGCAAAACUGUACAAAUGAAGAAGAAAGACAAUGUAUACAGAAGUCCUUGUUGAGCUGUUCCCUUACAGAAGAGCAGUCUCAAAGUGGAGAUGAGGAGGAAGAUGAUGGCACAGAGACAGACUGAACGUCACUUGUUACUGUUCACCUCCAUUCCAUACUCGUUUAAUCAAGAUGUGAUUAAAGAUGGUUAUCUUCAGUGUUCAGCAGUG
Cyanistes caeruleus (blue tit) is the source of this 586-nucleotide messenger RNA. RefSeq names its product POP5 ribonuclease P/MRP subunit (gene POP5). The record is from RefSeq and is a predicted model, not a curated record. Gene Ontology annotation, molecular function: ribonuclease P RNA binding. Gene Ontology annotation, biological process: tRNA 5'-leader removal. Gene Ontology annotation, cellular component: ribonuclease P complex. Lineage: Eukaryota; Metazoa; Chordata; Aves; Passeriformes; Paridae.